Molecule: messenger RNA, 10491 nt
Organism: Biomphalaria glabrata
Lineage: Eukaryota; Metazoa; Mollusca; Gastropoda; Planorbidae
Product: mediator of RNA polymerase II transcription subunit 1-like
Exons: 16
Coding region: 231-6998 (2255 amino acids)
Biological process (GO): regulation of transcription by RNA polymerase II
Cellular component (GO): mediator complex
Molecular function (GO): transcription coregulator activity
Source: RefSeq, a predicted model, not a curated record
CUGGGGAAGUGCGUUUACAAUGCUUGAGAUGCAAAUGUAAGCAUAACUUUAAUGUUUUCAUUGAAAAAUGGAGAUUUUACAAUUUUGUGCUUUAAAUACUUAAAAAUGUAUGUAUCUGUUUUGAAAGUUGAACAAUAAGUAUGUCACAAUCAAGCCAUGUACUCGUAUAUUCAUUAACGAGACAAGCCACUACCAGAGGCCGCUGAGGAUUGUUGAGUGCACAAUCAAAGAUGGCAGCGGAAACUGGGAUACCCUCUGUUUAUUUGGAGCACCAAUUAUCGCAUGGACGAGCUGCAAAAAGAACUCAAGAAUCUUUUAUUGACAGACUGAAACAUAAAAAUUCUCAGAACCGUUCUUGGAAUGACAGCAUCAAAAUAGUGAAAAGCUCUGUAGCAGAGCUUCGACAACAGCCAGAUGUAAUAGAAGAUGCUAGCGUACAGAAGUGUCUAGAUACAAUACAGAAAGCCAUGAAAGUAAUUUCUCAGCAAACUUUAAAGGAGAGGCUGGAUUCAAUAGGGCGUCAGUUGGGUAUGAGCACAAGUAUUCAGGAACAAAAAGUAUCUUUAAGUUCGGAUGCCUUUCAUGUGGAUGUGUUACUAGAUGGAGACAACAUAACUAGUGUAAAAUUAGCUAAUCAAGGAGAUGUAGUUGAUUGUCCUGAUCUAAAGGAUAUUUUAAGAAAAGGAGAUUUCUCAGAAUUCAUCGAGCACUUACAAGGUCUUCAGAGCAUAUAUCAAGUCACGAAUGAUGAGAAGCUGAAAUCAAAAGCUUUUUUGGCCCUUCAAGCUUUAGAAAAAGAUUUAAAUCAGCUAUCUCAAUUCCAAAGUUCAAUUAGUGGAGUAGCCAAUUAUAUUCAUAAAUGUCCUCUGGGAAUAAUGCUGCCACGUCUUGCAGGCAAACCCAUGAAGCUCAUAUACUUUGUAUCACCCUAUGAUCUCUUGGACAAGAAGUCAUUGACAGCACAUCCUUUGACUGUUGAAGCCAUAACAGAAAACUUCUUAGGUCAAAGUGUCACUGUCUGUUUAGAGCCUGUUCCAGAUUCAGCUUCUCCAAAUAAGUUACAGACUAUGCCACUUAUGAAUGUCAGCAAAACUCAGGAAGGAAAAAGCCUUCCAUCAUUUUCUGCUGUGACCAAGAUCAACAGUAUGAUGUUGCCUGCUAGUUUUGUUCUUGUCCUACCUCAGCCUUUACCUAUAUCCAUGCAGCUGCUGCAGAAAAUCACCAUGCUUACUAAUUUAGAAAUCCAUCAAGUUACAGAGUGUAAAAGUUUGUGUUCACUUGUAUUAGAGACUUAUUCAGAUGGCAAAAUACAAGAUUGCAGGAAAUUGUUUGUGUCUUUGCCAGAUCAGCGUCACAUUUACUUUCUGGAUGGAUUGAAUGGGGUGUCUCAAGAUUUACAGGGAGUGAUGGUAUCUCGCAUUCCUUUUACCCAUCCUACACAUGUGCCACAGAUAUUGAACCUAUUGAGACAGCAACUUUUAUUUAACAUAGUUUUGUCUAGUUGUAUAAGACCUGCUUCCAAAAAAGAAGUAUUAAAUACAAUUGUUUUUGAAGUCACAACUGUGUCCCUUCAACAACUGACUAUAGUUUUUGAACAUCCUGCCUAUGACUCUAUGAUAACAGUGGAUAUUGAUCUUACUGACAUCACCAACCUCAAGUGCCACAUUACUUGCACUAACCAUGAACAUACAUUAUGUACUGACGAUGCCCUAUCUAAAGUGUUUCAGAGGUGCAUGUCCAUCCCAAUAAUGCUGCGAUGGCUUGUUGGGAUUGGUCGCCAUCAUUUGGAUAAGCUAAAAGAAGCAGCAGCACUGGCAGCCGAAAAAGAGAAAAAUGACAACGCCUUAUUUCUGAAAGAAUUGAAGCAGCGGCAAGCAAAGCUUCAAGCCACAAUGCCUACAAAAGGCAGGCCUCCACCGCAACCUCCGCAUCCCACUCUUCCGCCUCCGCCUAGUUACACUCAAAUUCAUUAUUCAGUGGCUCCAACUCACAGUCACAUGAGCAGUAAUGGACAGUCUCAAAUGGUGCCAAUGUUGUUAGACAGUAGAACUGCUACUGAAGGGAUGGAGGAUUAUAGGAAUUUCAGUGACAAUAACUUACAUCGGGCCAAUAAUUCUAUUCUGUUGUCUCCCGGCCCAGACAAACCUCAUAACCCUCUGUUAUCUACAUUAUUGGAAGAUAAACUGCCUGGUGGGGGUGGACAGCCUGAGGUGCAUGACAGCCCUAUGUUGUCUCGACUCCUAGAUGAUAACAUAUCAGUGGCUACCAAUGUUAUACCCAUGACCUGUAAACCUAAUCAACCACUUAUAGGUGGCAAACGUCAACGCAAGAGAAAAUCUCAGUCAGAAAUGAGUGGCCCCAGUCCCAAACAUAGAUUUGGUGACAGUGACUCUUCAGAUCGCAUGAACCCAAUGGGGAGCUCUAUGGAUCUGGACAUGGGGCCAGGUCUAAUGAGCCAGGGCCUGUCCUCCACACCUCCUAUAAUGAGUUCCAUGCAGUCAAACCUUGGGUCUUCAACUCAUUUACUCCACCAUCAUCCGCAUUCAUCGCUCAACCAUGCUGCCAGUUUAUCUCGUUCACAAGGAAAUGUGAUAGAUCUCACAGAAGAUAGUAUAUCUGCAGAAUCCAGUUUAAAAAAAUUAGUUGACAGUGUAGAUAAGCAUUUUCCUCAUAAAGAUCAAGAUUUAAUGAUGUUUGAUUCUGAGGCAUCAAACAGAAUUCCUAAUAUGUUACAAAAUUCUCCAUCGGGCUCAAAAAACGAGAACGCCUCUACCUCUCUUGAGGUUUACCUCAAAGGGUCGGGAGAGGUAGGCAGGGCUAAGGACUUCGACCCAAGUGAUGUUUCCACUGUCCAUGUUUCCAAGUUAAGCACGUUGCUGCUAGCACCUUCGGACAGUCCAACAUCAACUCUUAAUGCAUCAUCACAUAAAGCUAACUCCAGUUUCUUUAGUGAUGGGCAGCUCACAAGUGAUAAUAGAAUUAUUUCAUUGAUGCAGGACAUAAAACCGCAUCAAGGAUGUUUGCUAGAUGGGCAAUGCUCAAAUCCAGAGCACCCUAAUGACAAACAAAAUGUGGGCAUAUUUGAAAAAUUUGACAGGGCAAGACAGCAGCAGGUUGGUAAAGUAGAGCUAAGCAGUGCUGAAAUUAAGUCUGCCCCCUCUGAAGGGAAAGUUUCUUUAAAACUUCGAGUGGGACCUUUAAAACAACAAAACAGUGUCAAGCCAGUUGUGAAAUCUGCGGAUAAAUCAAACUUAAAAUCUAAUAGUAUAACAACGUUUGAUUUCAAAAGUGAUGAGGAUGAAGAUGAAACACUGUUGCAUUAUUCAGACAGUGUAUAUUCGUCUUCACCAACAAGGCUACAGAUUUCAUCAGGUAAGCAUAAACGUUCUAGUGAUGCAUCUAUUUCUCUAAAGACUGAUAAAGUAAAGAAAAAAGAUAGAAAUUCAAGUAGUACAACUAAAAGAAAGAGAGAAAAAGAAGACUCUAAACGUGAAAAAAAAAGGAAAAAAAAUGAACAUAUUAUUCAAGAGUCUGUAUACAGAACUGUUGAAAAUGACUCUAAAACUGAUUUUAAAUUAAAAAUCAGGGUAGCAAAAAAACCUGUGACUGAGAAGCAUGAUCAGUUAUAUGAUGGUAAAAUUCAACAAAGUUAUGAAAUUUCUAAGAAAUCUUCAUCUAGUCCGGUGGAAAAGAUAAUUUCCAAUAAACAGGAAGUUAAAGAAGCUAGUUCUUUAUUAGGAGAAAAUGUGAAAGUAAAAGAUGUUAAUGCAUCUGUGCAUCUUCAUAAGUCAGGCUCCAUGACCAGUGUUAAACCUGGCACUAUCGCAACUAACACUCAUAAACCCUCUAUUAAGUCCCUCAGCUCUAAGCCAUCUCAGGUCAGUGAUAAUAAAACUGACACAAAACUUGUCUCCAAAGCAACAAUUAGAUUGAAGCCAUUAAAUAUGCCAAACUCAGGUUCAACUGUAAAUGUAAAUAUUAGCCAAUCGGGGUCUAAGACUUCUAGUACAACACUUGCCAAUUCAAGUAAAAGUGAUCGUCGCAGUUCUACCUCUGCAGCACAGCCUGCCACAGAUAAACGCUCUGCUGCUCAUAAUACACUGUUAGAGCGAAGGGGCUCCACAUCAGGAUUAGUAGAACGUAGAAAUUCAUUACAAUCUUCAUCCUCUGCAACAUCAUCAACAGCAGCAAACACUACUAGCACUUCAGUCAAUUCUUCUCCUGUAACCACUUCUGCUAAUCUGUCUUUGUCCAGCAUUUUGCCAAAUGCUCCAACUGGUAGCAAAAUAGCCAGUCUGCCAAGAAUUCCAAAACUGCCUUCCUCGUCCAACACAUUGAUUAAUCGAACUUCUAGUUUGGAUCCCAUUACUGAUACAAGUCUUACACCACAAGGAACAAAAGCUAACAACAGCUAUAAUACUGGACCAGCAGGAAGGGUGAAUUCUAGUCAAGGUACAGCUGCUGGUAGACCUUCAGCCAAUAACAAUGCAGCUUUUAAUUACAAUAGGCAGAAUUUUAAUGUUAAUAGGAUGCAAAGUGCUAAUCGUCAAACUAGCCCUGGUGUAAAUGCUGGGCAAAUAAGCCAACAGAGGGCUGGAAAUAUUCGACCACAUCAUCCUUCUGGCAGUAGCACUCAAGGCAGUAGUGCUGGGCAGAAGCAAAGCUCAAAUAGUCACAAAACCGGUAGCAGUGCUAAUUCAAAAUCUAACAAUAAUCCUAAUGCCUCUCCUAAAACUGGAACUACAAAAAUAAAUAUUAGUGGAAGUAGUACAAAACUAGGACAUUCAAACCUUAGUACAGGACAAAAAUCUGUGACUAGUGGAGCCAAUGCAGUCAGUGGACAGAGGCAAUCAUCUCAUGGAAACAUUCAGAGGACACCUUCAAACUCUUCUAAUGUUAGUAGGUCUCCAAAUACUUCCAGCUUAACAAAAUCUCCCAGCUCAGGUAAAUCUCCUAACCUAAGCAGUGCUGGCAGGUCACCAAGUCUUAGUACUGCUAGCAAGUCUCCCAAUAUUACUUCAGGUGUGAAUAAAUCACCUAAUAUUAGUUCAGGUGUGAAUAGAUCUCCAAAUAUUAGUUCUGGUAAGUCUCCCAACAUUAAUGCCAGCAAGUCUCCAAACUUGACCAACCAUUCAAGCCGUCCUUCUCCUUCUAGCAAGUCUGUGCAUAUCUCAAGUUCUCAUAAACAAUCAGCCAACAUGAGCAAAUCUUCCAAUUUAUCAAAGGGAACAUCUAAUGUCAUGAAAACUCCUAACUCCAGCAUUAACAAUGUUUUGGGCAGCAGUAAGAGUUCACAUAACAAAGCUGUAAAUAAAACCAUUGUGCCAACUUCAAAUAAUCAAAUCAGUAAAACGAUUUCACUCCCCAGUGUAUGUGGCACCACAACUGUGACUAAUGCUAUCAGCUCUGCCACAGGGGAUAAUUUGUCUAGUCCAGGUGCUCUGAAGUCUUUACUUUCACAUUCAUCCCAUAGCAACAGUGCUCCUCUUUUAGCAUCACCGGGCUUGGUGACAGAAAACUUGUUGGUGAAGUCUGUGCGUGAACAAGUUGAACACAGCAAUAAUUUCAAGGACGGCAAUGAUAUAAAUAACAUUUGUAUUCCAGAUAAACUAUCUAGGUCUACCUCUAGCACGCCAACAACGCCUAUGAGUGCAGAUAGUUGUAAAACUAAAUUUCCAUUUCCUUCUUCAAGGGGGCGUAAAAACUCACUUUCUGCUAUCGUUGAUAAACUGAAGCAUAAUGCUGUUGGAGGUGGUUUAGACCUAUUAGUAGCACCUUCUGAAGGAUUUAAAGCGAGUUUGAGUACAGAUAGUACAAAACUUCAAACUGAUUCUUCUUCUGAGAUACUCAGACUGGAGGAAAAUAAAAUGCUUGAUGCUUCAGACACUAUUGAAGGUGCAGAGCUCAUUAAUAAUUUGGAAGGCAGAGUUAAUCAUGCUAUUGACUCAUUAACAAAAACGAAUGAUUUUCUUGGAGAAAAAUCUACUUCUGAGUAUACAAAAGCUUUACUCUUAGACACUGAAGGUAGUAAUAAGUAUUUUAAAACUCUUGAAGACAAAACUAAAGACUUUGUUAAAUUGACAGAUACCAAUCUUUCUAUGGAUUUAAAUAUUGCAAGGGAAAAGAAUAAAUCAGACUUUGCUACAUCCAACUCUGUUCCUUUAAAAAAUAUAAAUGUGGAAAAUAAAAAAUUGAACAUUAAGAAUAAAGACAAACCAUCACCUUUGAGAAUUCUACCAACUCCAUCAUCACCAGUUGUUCAGUCACCUGUUUCAGGAAAGUUAUCACCUUCAGUUUCACCAUUCCAUACUCCUAACUCCUCACCAUCUAAUACUCCUAGUGUUAAAAGUGCAAGAGUUCAUAAGGACACAGAAGAACAGAUUUUUAAAAUUCCGUCAGUUAAACCUGCUCCUGAUCAAUUAGAAGAUUCAUCUGAUACCAUUGGCCAUUUAGCAAAUGCUAAAAAUGGUAAACUUGAUGUUCCUGACCAUACUAGUGGCUCAGCCAGAGACAAUCAGGAUCAAAAAGUUAGUCAGGAGCAGAGUAAUACAAAACAUUCUUCUGUGAAAGUUCUUUCUAGUCCCUUAAGUGACAUAAGUAGUCCUGAAAAUGGUUUGGUGAUUGAUGAUGAGGAAUCCUCUGGCUUUACUUUCAGGUCAGGUACAGAGAAAAGUUCUUUGAAUAACAUGCUAAUGAAAACACAGUUAUACUCCUCACAAGUGGACAAGAAUGUAUUGAAUAGUGUGUUAUUAAAACCACAAUUGUCUCCUCACAUUUCCAAAGAUGAAGUAGCCAACAGCAUUAGCCAGAUCCAUGGAGAUAAAUCAAGCAGUCCCAUGAAUAAUUUGGAAGGGGUGUCAAUACCAGGUCGCUUACCAUCCGCCAGAUCACCAGCCCUUGCCAAGAACCCUUCAGGUGCAUCAACACCCAAACGCUCUGAUUCCCCUUGUGAAAUUGAUGAUGAUUUAAUGGAUGAAGCUUUAGGAUUUGGUAGCUGAUAUGAGCUUUAGUUAAAGCAAUGUAAUUAUCGCCUUCAAAUUGUAAAUGCCAUCCCCUUUCCUGAUUUGUGUGGAAUAUUUUCUUUCAUUGUCUUAUCUGUUUGUUAUUCUAAUAUAUACAUUAAAAGAUUUUAUUUUAAAGAUUUUUUUUUAUGAGUGGGAUGUAUUUUUAGCUAUGUAUACAGUUGGAGCUAUGUGUUGAAUUUUAGCAUUUUGUUGCUAAAUGCUAAAUGUAUAUCAUAAAGAAUACUUCUGAAGUAGCACCCAAAACCAAUUCAUCACAAGUGCCAUUAUGAGUAUCGCUGUAGCAUUUAACCAACAUCCAAGUUCAGCCACGUGAAAGUCAUCUCUGUCACAUAUGCAUUUUUCUGGCCCAAUGAGUCAUGUAUUUUCCCUAUGUCCAUAGCCUGUAAAUAGCUGGCAAUUUGUGUACUUUAUUGUAUUCUUUUUUUUUUUUAAUUUGGUUUGAUAACCAUCUUCAAACUUGAAAAAAGAAAAAAAGAUCACAGGUCUAAGUCGCUGUACAGUAUUUAUGUGUAUAUAAUACAUAGAUUUUUUCUCUCUAGCUCUCUGCCAUUUGAUUAAAUUAUGACUGUGUUGUACUAUUGGUUCAGGUUCUUGUUUUCUGUGUACACUAGUGACUCCAAUGAACUAGCUCUGUGGAUGACUAGCCUCCACUGCUUGACAUUUAUCUGCUGGUCUCUCAAACCAUUUUCUUUUGGUUCAUUGAGCUUUACCCAUUUUUCUUUAUUCCUGUGUAGAUUUUGUUCAUGAUAAGAAUUUUUUUUUAUUUAAGUAUUUCCAGUCAUGUGAUACUUAUUGUGAUGUUUACUAAUGUUACUAUUUUUAACCGCUAGAGUUUUAACUCAUGGACUCCAUCAUUCUUGUCAUUUGUGUCAUCCUCCUUUAAAUUGUACAUUUCCUCUCUGUUAAUAUCUUGACUUUUUUAAAGUGACUAUAAAUAUAAAAAGUCUUAUUUUUUCUGCUGUUUCCAAGAAAUUAAAUAUUUUAUUAAGUCUGUAAUUUUUUUAUUUUUUUUUGCUUGCUAACUAUGUGUUACAAAAAUUAGUGUGUUCAACUAAAUGAUAUGCAGUGAAAAAGUUAAUCAUAAACUGUCCAGGAAGUUCAACUGAAUUAGAAAUGUGGGUGUUUAAAAAAAGAUAUCUUAUUAGAUGGGUACUUUUAUUCACCUAUCAACAAGGAAAUAAAAACAUAGCUUUAGUUUUGUACAAGUUUUUUUUUUUUUUUCAUUUUUUCAUUUAUUAAGCUGUCUAUUUUUUUCUUAGUGCUGAUAAAGAUAAUUGGUUUGCAUAAUUAUUGGCUGUAAUAUCUCUGUUGUCAUUUUUUUAAUACAUUUCUUCAGUAAGAUGUAGGUGACUAAGGUGGCAUAAGUUGUUGUUGUUGUUUUUUUUUUUUACAGCUUUUUUUUUUUUAUGUCUUCCAUGCUCAAUAUUUUCAAAUAAUUUUAAGACAAGUAUAUUUUUAUGAUAACAGCAGUUUAAUCAAAUAUACCAAAUUUAUAUAUUUUAUCAAAUUAAAAAAAAACCCACUGAAGUUCUUUAAAAAAAAAAGCUGUUAAUGUCUUCAUGAAGACAAAUCAUUUUAAUCAUUGUAGCCUUUUUUAAAAAAAUUACAUUUCAUUGUUUUAGCUUGCUGUUUAGAAGUAUAUAUAUAUAUAUAUAUUAAUAUUGUUACCGGUACUAAAAUGUCAUCUUUGGUUAUUUAAAAAAAAUUGUUUCCUUCUGGAAGUGCAAAUCUUUUUGUCUUACUCUUCCUUUUUUUUUCCCAGCUAAUUUGUUCUUCUGUACAGAAGGUCAGCUGGACUGUAGUUUCUCAAGGGCUACUGUCUCCCAUAUUUGUUUUUGUCUUUAGCUACAAGAAAAAAACGGGGGUGGGGAGGCAAAGCAAGUUUGACUGCUUGUGUUAGACAUUGGUCCUAGUUGAUAUAGUAAACACUUCAUACUAAAUUAGAAGAGAUACAUUCUUCUCUUAUCUAGGCUUUGGAAGAUUUGAUAUUGACCAAAACUUUAUACAAAACAUAUGUUUGUAUGCUGCUUCAUUUAAACAAAAAAGAAUGCUUUAACUUACACCUGAAAAGAUAUGGUACUGCUAGAUGGAUUUAGAACACACACACACAAAAGUAAUAUUUGUUAAAGUUUUGUACUUUUGACAGUCGUUUACCAUCUCAUUUCUUUUGUACUAAUGAAAGUAAAUAACACUGGAUUUCCAUCGAUUCAUCUUGCUAAAUGUAUAUUGUGAUAUCAGUUAAUAGCUGACAGCUUAACAAACUGGUAGUAAAUAUAUAUAUAUAUAUAGCAUAAAACUUGUUGGAUAAAACGAACAGCAAGCAUUAUUUUUUUCAUCAAAUGUAGUGUUUAUAUUUGAUUUUCCAUGAGAGCUGCAGUGUUGGUGCAAAUGAAAACUUGAAUCAUACCCUGAAAGAUACUGUGAAUAAACUUUUUGCUCAUCUAUUUAAGUUCCAACUGAAAAUCACACAGCACACACACACAAUAUAUAUAUAUAUAUAUAUAUGCUACCAUGUUGUAGGUAUGUAUGAAGAGCUCAGACUAAAUGCUCCUUUAUUUUGGUCAGUGCUGAAAUCAAAGGGCUUCUCUUGCCUGCACCCAGACUCUGGAACUGAAUGCCAUCUAGUGAUAUUUGCUACAGCUGCCCAAUAAGCUCAUUGUGUGUCAGUGUGUUAGUUCUAGAUCGUUGCCAAACUAUAGUAUCUCUUGCAUAUUAGCCAAAUUAACUGCUUUGCUUGAUUGAUUUUUAUGAGUCCAACUGACCUAACGGCAUGACUUGUACAGAUGUAUACACAUAUUUCAUUACAUCCCUUAUUGAACCAAGACAUAAUAUGACUUACAGGUUAUCUUAUUUCCAACUAACUUCAAUCAUAUCAAAGCAUACAUAUUAGCAAUGCUUAGGAUUCCAAGCUUGCUUUAAAAUUAAUUUUUUUUUAAAUAUAAAGGUAACCUUUUUUACAUUAAAUUUUUCAUGGCAUUUGAGUUUAUAAAUUGCAAUUAUUCCAGCACAAUAAAUUUCAGUAGCUUAGUCAAAGUAGUGUAGAUGUGAGAUUGUAGAUUUUUUUAAUUGCCAUUUUAUUACUGCUCCCAAUUUAAAAGAAAAAAAAGAAAAAAGCAUUAUUAAAUACUUUGUGUCAAGUUUAUUUUCUUAUUAAUGAAAUGAUUGGUCUAUACAUAUUAUACAUCAUUUAUAUUUUUAGUUUACUGGAUAUUCUGUGUAAAUGUAUGCAUUUCAUGUAUUGAAAUCAGAGUUCGUGUCUUCAUAUGUGCUAUAAGAUAUUGUUUAAUAUAAAGUCAUAUUUGUGAAUAUUUAUAUUUGACUGUAAAUAUUGUAUAUUCUCAUCUUGUAAUGGAUAUUUUCAUUCCUUUGAAGAUAAAAACAUGAAAUAAAAUACACAUGUAAACCAAUAAUAUCUGUUGAUAUUGAAACAUAAAAUUUAUAAUAAAUUUUUCUAUGGCUACUUUAA